This is a messenger RNA of Cyprinodon variegatus (sheepshead minnow), 607 nucleotides long. RefSeq names its product latent-transforming growth factor beta-binding protein 1-like. The transcript is spliced from 5 exons. The record is from RefSeq and is a predicted model, not a curated record. Gene Ontology annotation, molecular function: calcium ion binding. Lineage: Eukaryota; Metazoa; Chordata; Actinopteri; Cyprinodontiformes; Cyprinodontidae. The coding region runs from base 200 to 607 and encodes 135 amino acids.
ACUUACAGAAGUGGACUAAUAUUAAAAGUAUUUAUUCUGUUUUUUUGUAGACAUUAACUUGUGCACUCAGCCUUCUGUUUUACCCAUUUGUGUAUUGUUCAAGCAGGACCAAGGAAAAAAGAGCCUCAGACCUUUUGAAUGUGGAAAAUACUUUUUUAACUUCUAAAAUACUGAUCUGGAUUCAGCUUCUUGCCACACCAUGAGAGCCAAGUCUGCCCUCCUGAUACUGGCUUUGAUCUCUACUGUAAAAUCUGAAACAGAAUGCGGUGUUGGAUUUAGUUUAUCUGAAGACGGAUGUGUUGAUGAUGAUGAAUGUGCUCAUCCCAGACCAGUUUGUGGCCCGACAGCAAAUUGUUUCAACACACAUGGCAGUUUCUACUGCCAGUGUAAAGAGGGUGUCAGGUCGCCCUAUGAAGCCGUAAAUUUAACUUUCCAACAAUCUGCAAAAUGUCAAGAUAUUAAUGAAUGUAUUGACAAAGAUCUCUGUGGACCAAAUACCGAAUGUAUCAACACAAUUCCCAACUACUAUUGUACUUGUAACCAAGGAUUUCAGUCUUCUACUGAAGCAUCAAGAAGUACCCAGGACACAGGAGAGUCUCACAUCUAA